AUGCCCAACCCAGAAGAACUGCCACCCAAGUCUGAGCUUAAGGUUCACAGAAUUGUAGCGCGACUACAGACUGACAGCAUUGGUGAUCUCGCACUAUCUGAAAGCGUUAUACGAGAAGAAACACGCAAAGAUACCACGCUGAAACAAAUAUAUCAUCUAAUAAAAACUGGUUGGCGUGAGCAUCAAUACUCAAACGAUGUGAAACCGUACGCUCGAAAGCGCGGUGAGUUGUCACUAGAAGAUAAAAUAGUCAUGUGGCAGGGCCGUAUUAUUGUUCCUGAUACUCUAAGGAAAGCGACCCUAAAAUAUCUGCAUCGUGGACACCCAGGCAUAUCAGCAAUGAGAGCACUGGCACGUUUUUACGUUUGGUGGCCAACUAUAGAGGAAGAUAUAGACACGCAUGUGAAGGCUUGCCACAAAUGCCAAGAGAAUAGACCUAAUACUUCAGAUCUACCAAUCUUCUCAUGGUCGAUGCUAGAUCAAGCCUGGGAAAGGAUUCACGUUGACUUUGCCGGACCAUUCGAGGGCACAUAUUGGUUAGUUCUAUCAGAUGCUUUUUCCAAAUGGAUCGAGAUCAAGCCGAUGACCAAAAUUACGACAACCAAACUCUGUGAUGAACUAGACACCAUUUUUACUACCUUUGGCCUACCCCAAUUUUUAGUGUCUGACAAUGGCUCCCAAUUUAUAUCUAAGGAAUUCCAGGACUACUGCAAAGAAAAAGGAAUAAAACAUAUCAAAUCGUCACCUUAUCAUCCGCGGACGAAUGGAUUGGCCGAAAGGCUUGUGAGGACUUUCAAGACCAGAAUGUCGUCCAGCACAGAAUGCCUCAAAAAACGUUUAGAACAUUUCCUUUUCGCUUAUCGCAUCACACCCCAUAGCAUCACUGGCAAAUCCCCGGGCCAGCUAAUGUUUGGAAGACAACUACAUUGUGUGCUUGACAAUGUCCGACCAAGUGCUAGACGUUCAUUACAAUACAAACAGAUACAAGCAAAUGUUAACUCCGACGGCCAGACUCCAAACUAUAGACCAGGUGAUGCUGUGUAUGUGCGAAGCAGGGAGCAGCCGCGGUGGGAGCCUGCCACAGUAUCUCGACGCACGCAUCGAUACUCCUAUGUUGUUAACACUCCAGUUGGGGUGGAGAGGAGGUAUCACGCAGACCAUAUACGAUCACGUCUGCCUGAUCUAGAAGAAAGCCCAGCAGAGCAAACUUCUCAAUUGUCUAUGGUCCCAGUUGCAUCAUCGACGCCAGUACUGGAAACCAAUAGAUCCACAAUGCCUUGUCCACGAUCAAGAGCUGGAGUGGAACUUGACCCAGAAGUUACUCCAGCUGGCUCACCUCAGAAUGAGGCUCCUGAAGUUACUCCAGCUGGCUCACCACAGAAUGAGGCUAGCAAGGCCACAGCAGCUACACCGAUGGCACCGCGUCGGAGCAAGCGUGCCAUUAAACCACCUCGUCGGCUAAUUUAUGAGAUGGACGUGUAA
Cydia splendana is the source of this 1482-nucleotide messenger RNA. RefSeq lists its product as uncharacterized. Gene Ontology annotation, biological process: DNA integration. The record is from RefSeq and is a predicted model, not a curated record. Bases 1 to 1482 code for a protein of 493 amino acids. Lineage: Eukaryota; Metazoa; Arthropoda; Insecta; Lepidoptera; Tortricidae. Gene Ontology annotation, molecular function: nucleic acid binding. The transcript has a single exon.